Molecule: messenger RNA, 4323 nt
Organism: Micropterus salmoides (largemouth bass)
Lineage: Eukaryota; Metazoa; Chordata; Actinopteri; Centrarchiformes; Centrarchidae
Gene: agbl5
Product: ATP/GTP binding protein-like 5
Exons: 17
Coding region: 238-3156 (972 amino acids)
Biological process (GO): proteolysis; protein deglutamylation
Molecular function (GO): zinc ion binding; metallocarboxypeptidase activity
Source: RefSeq, a predicted model, not a curated record
UUGUUGCUGUUGACGAUAAAAAAAACCCAACGAAAACGACAUUUCCAGGCAGCGUUCACUUCCACAGAGAGACCUGAACGCAGCAUACUGAGCAAUGAAUUGAGGGUUGAGAAGGACGAUGAAAACAAAAAUGGACAUCGAUCGAAAAUAGCCCAGCUGUCUAUGUCAGACCCCUGACUGGCACUUGACAAAGAACCCAGAAGAGAGGGUUAAAGUGAGAGGCCAGAAUUCAGAACCAUGGAGGCUCGCUUUGGUAAUAUUGUGUUCAGCUCCAAGUUUGACUCAGGGAACCUGGCACGUGUGGAGAAGGUGGAUAAGGGCAGCUCCAGCCCUCCUACCGAUAUAGCUCCCAGUGGGAGUGCCCCCUCAGGGUCAAACUGUACCCCUGACUAUGAGUUCAAUGUGUGGACGCAGCCAGACUGCGCUGGCACAGAACACGAGAAUGGAAACAGAUCAUGGUUUUACUUCAGUGUGCGGGGUGCAGCACCUGGAAAGAUACUGAAGAUCAAUGUGAUGAACAUGAACAACCAGAGGAAGCUCUACAGCCAGGGCAUGGCUCCUCUCGUACGCACUUUACCUGGCAAGAACCGGUGGGAAAGGAUCCGGGACAGACCCACAUCUGAGAUUGUAGAUAACCAGUUCAUCUUGUCAUUCACCCACCGGCUGCUGGAGGUGCGAGGGGCGACCACUUAUUUCUCCUUCUGCUACCCGUUCUCUUACGGUGAGUGCCAGGAGAUGCUGCAGCAGUUGGACGAGAGCUAUCCCAAUGCUGCUCAACUCAAUCCGAGCAGUGCACCGGACAGUGUGUAUUACCAUAGGGAGUUGCUGUGCGACUCUCUAGAUGGAAAUAGGGUAGACCUGCUCACUGUGACCAACUGCAUCGGGAUGCAAGAGGAGAGAGAAGCCCGUCUCCCUAAGCUGUUUCCCGACACCAAGACUCCAAGACCACACCGCUUCUCUGGCAAAAGGGUGUUUUUCCUUAGCAGCCGAGUACACCCCGGGGAGACUCCCUCAUCCUUUGUAUUUAACGGUUUCCUCAACUUUAUCCUGAGAAAAGAUGACCCUCGUGCCCACGCGCUUCGAAACAUGUUUGUGUUCAAGCUCAUUCCCAUGCUCAACCCGGACGGGGUUGUUCGUGGGCACUACAGGACUGAUUCCAGGGGUGUGAACUUGAAUAGGCAGUACCUGAACCCCAGCCCUGAGCUGCAUCCUUCCAUCUAUGCAGCCAAAGCACUGUUGCUCUACCACCACAAACACAACCGCCUGCAUAAUACACAGUCCAGCACUCACUGUAACAGCCUCACACACACACAGACCGCUAACCUUAACAUCAAAGCCACCAGUCAGCAACAAUCUCCUCCCUUCACUGCCCUUGAAGUCAGCUUGAACCAACGAAAUGCAGAGAAGGACGCAAAUCCCGCGCAGCCAGAGGUUCCCAUGGUCACAGAGGAAAACGUCUGGGUCAACACAGAGGGGGGGAGGGGGGACCUGAACAGCUCAGAGACUGCAGCUCCAGUUACUCUAGAGGUAACUGUACCACAGGUGGAGGAACAAGAAUCAAUUCCACCCCAGGAGGGCGGUGUGGCAUAUUAUGUGGACUUACAUGGCCACGCCUCUAAACGGGGAUGCUUCAUGUACGGAAAUAACCUUCCUGACGAAAGCCAGCAGGUAGAGAACAUGCUGUAUCCGAGGCUGAUCGCUGUGAAUUCCGCCCACUUUGAUUUCCUGGGCUGUAACUUCUCCGAGAAAAACAUGUAUGCUCGAGACAAGAGAGAUGGCCAGUCUAAAGAAGGCAGUGGGCGGGUGGCCAUUCACAAGGCCAUAGGGCUGCUUCACAGCUACACUUUGGAGUGCAACUACAACACAGGAAAAACCAUGAACACCAUCCCACCUGCUUGCCAUGACAAUGGACGGGCAACCCCACCUCCACCGCCGUCAUUCCCUCCAAAAUACACUCCAGAAAUAUUUGAACAGGUGGGACGUGCAGUUGCUGUUGCAGCCCUGGAUAUGGCAGAGUGUAACCCCUGGCCUCGGCUGGUGCUGUCUGAGCACAGCUGCCUUAUGAACCUUCGAGCUUGGAUCCUCAAGCACGUCCGCAACACCAAAGGCCUGAACACGCACAUCCACGCUCAACCUCCACUAAGAAUACACCACAAUGGCAGCAAGGUGUCGCCGCCAAAGAGCUUUAACAACUGUCUGUCGGGCCCAGCGUCGGAGAAUACCUUCAGUCGCGUUCGCUGCAACAGCCACAGUAGCAGCAGCCAGACACCCUCCCCAAAGAUGCACAGCUCCCCGAGCUUUACUUUUGGCUGCCCCCCACCCAGAACUCACUCACAGCACAACAGCACGCACACCAGCGGACGUGGAGGCAGCAAGACACUCGGCCCGGUUAGGGACCCUAAGCCUCAAGAGAAGAGACGCCCCCCCCACCACCGCUCCAUCCUACGGUCUCCUAGCAACAGUCACACACCCUCCCGCCCCCCACUCUCACCCCCUUCCUCCUCUUCCUCCUCGUCUUCCUCGGUGUGUGCGGCGGGCUCCUGUCCCCUCCCGGCCUCCGUCAGUAUGACAGGCAUCAGCUGCCCAGACUUUCAGGCUGGUGGAACCAGUUCAGGGGGUUGGUCCAGAACGCCUUUCCCCAUGCGUCCUGGGCGUGUGGGGAGAGGGUGCCGAUCUCUUACAAUCACUCAUCACCCCGCAGAGGCCCGCGCAGAGACUGAUAAAGACUUGGGGCCUGAACACAUCCUUUCCUCCAUCAAAUUUAGCAAGUGUGAGCUGCAGCCUCAUAUGAGCCGCAUCCCCAUCAGGAGGGUGGAGUCAACUGAAACCCCUCCUACACAUGACAGUAAAACAUCCCCUAGCAGCAUUAACCCAGUCUCAUCUGGAAAUAAGGACGACUCAGCCACCAUGAAGGUCUGGAAGCUGUUGAGACCUGGCCUCCAUCGACACCUGUCACUGUCAGCUGUGUCGGGGAAAGAGGGUAAAUCACUAAUGAAGAAAGGCUCAGACAAGAGUUUACACUACAAAGGAAGUACUAUUAUGGAAACCGCACCAGAGAAGGAUGAAACUCUGCAAGAGGUUGAGGAAACUCCAGUGGUGCCUCUGCCUGAGACUGCGAACAUGUGUGAGACAGUGACCCUGUGUGGAGAAGCUUAAGAACUGCUCAGAAGAGGACGCACUUGCGUAGAAGGGGAGGCGUCCUCACAGGAUGAUUAUUUGGAUUAUUUAUCCUAAUGUGCAAUAGAACUUUAACACUAUUUAUUUACAUUUCCCAGAGCAUGCAUGGUGUUUCCAACCAAUGCUGUUCAACAUAGUCAGAGCUAGGAGCUGUCCAGCACUACCACUGAGCAGCCUUACUGGAGCAAGUGGAGUGCCUAGCUCAACGAAACCACAAUGACUGAGGAAGGGGAGAGGAAAAAACUUUACAACUGACCGAGAAAACCAUAGACUUGAAAGAUCCUUGAACAUUUCAGCUACCAUCACUGACCACACAUUUCCGUUUGUUAUUUUAGUCCUUUCCUUCUGCUGUCCUCUCCCCUAAAAAGAUAUGAAAUGCACUCUGACCAACACUGUUAUGCACUGAUGAGUAUUUUCACAGUCAGCCACUUGUACUAUUACAGCAAAUUCAGACUGACAAACACCGCAGCACCGUUUUAACCUCCUCAUUUCUAUGGUGAGUUUAGAGACAAAUGUGUGCGGAAAGUGUGUUUUUAAUGUAAUUAUUCCAGAAGUUGCUUGUGCUUUGCAUAUAGUGGCUAUAAAAAUGUAUUCACACCCCAUUGGACUUUUUCAUGGUUUGUUUUACACAGAUAUAAGUAGGAACAGCAAAGAAAUUGAAAUGUCACAUUGUAAAGUAGUACUGCGCAAGUAAACAAUACUUAACUGCAAGUAUUGAAAUCAAUUUUCCACAUAUACAUGAAGCCAGUUAUAAGUGGCUUAUAAACAAGUCAGUUAACACAGACCUUAAAGAUGGACGUAAUGGCUGUAAUUGUUGCCAAAAAGAGAUUGUUUUACUUUGAUUUGUUUAAAUGUCAAGAUGUUAUACCCACAGUGAUUCAAAAUAAUUUAACAUGAUAUGGUCCAAUGAGCGGAUAAAUAACUUUAUACACGCUAUAUGUAUACUUUAGAAACUUUCCUCGUCACAUUCCUGUAGAGCGUUUUGCUCCAUAGCACACCAAAACAAGAUGUCCUUUAUCAUCAUAUAUUCACAUUUGUCUAAGUGUAAUAAGCAUAUCUUAAACCCAGUGACAAAUGGCGACUGCUAUAAUACUGUGUUAGAAUUUGAAACAAACUUGAAGUAUAAAUAAAAUAACUUGAAAAACA